Messenger RNA from Leptopilina heterotoma, 1886 nucleotides. RefSeq names its product serine protease snake-like. Bases 438 to 1571 code for a protein of 377 amino acids. NCBI's taxonomy places the organism in Eukaryota, Metazoa, Arthropoda, Insecta, Hymenoptera, Figitidae. The transcript is spliced from 2 exons. Gene Ontology annotation, biological process: proteolysis. Gene Ontology annotation, molecular function: serine-type endopeptidase activity. The record is from RefSeq and is a predicted model, not a curated record.
UUGACAUAAUUAUAUUCAUAAAUGAAAAUCUGUUGGCAAAUUUUCCUCCUCAAUAUUAUAUAUUUAUAAAUCGAGUGAAUUUUUUUUAUUUAAUUUCUCUCCUGUGAGUUGAAAAUUUUAUUCGUAGGACUUGGAACACGUCAGGUUAAACGAAUCGUUGGAGAUUCGCUGAAUCAGCCUCCGGGAGUUGCGAACAAAAAAGAAAUGGCGAAUUUUUCAAAACAAAAGAAAAAUAUUCUCCGAGAUAAUUUCACGAGCAUUUUCUUCAAAAAAAGCAUUCAAUCUAAAUCACUCAAACCUUGAUAAUAAUUGAAACUAUGAAAUAAAAUGUCCUCUUCUGUUCUUAUCGUCUUUGCUCGUCAUCAAUGCACUAAAAAUGAAAAUUUACAAAAAUCAUCAAAUUUUUAUUCGACAAACUAUUUUCUCUUAUUUUUGACAUGAAAGUGAAUUUAUAUUUAACUAUUCUAUGUAUGUUUUUGAUUCAAAGUUUUGAUUCACAAGAGUCGUCGUCGAUGAAGAUGCGAAUCAGAGGUCAAAAAAUAGGAAGUAAAGAAAAAGAAUCAAAUUUCGCAAAAUUGAAUUUUUUUCCAAAGAGAGAAAUCAAAAUUCUGAGGGAAAAAUUGGAAUUGAAAAGAGAAGUGAGAAAUAAUUACAAUAUUAAUAAGGAAAGAAAUUAUUUUCCAAAAAAGAGAAAAUGCGAAAGAAUGUGUGAGAAAUAUGGGAAAAUGUCCAGAGACGCAAUUUGGGUUCAGUAUCCAACGAAUUUCGAUCCAAUACCAAUAACACUGUUAAAUUGCGAUCGCAAUUGGAAUAAAUUUAUAAAUCCCUUAAUCGGCGGCGGUGUUGGUGCAUUAUUCGGUGAAUUCCCCCACAUGGCAAUAUUAGCCCAUCGACAAUUGAACAGCAAACUGCAAUUUGCCUGUGUGGGGAGUUUAAUUUCGGAAAAAUGGAUCCUAACGGCAGCUCAUUGCUCGUAUAAAAUUUUCAUUAAAACAGCCGUCGUCUAUCUUGGUUCAAAUCGUCUAAUGGACACCAAUGGUGGUCAAGUAUUUUUCGCCAAACAAUUAAUUAUUCAUCCGGCGUAUCAACCACGUUUGUCCUAUGCGGACAUUGCACUCGUCGAAUUGGACAGAACGGUUCAAUUUGGAUUGAACCUGAAACCGGCUUGUCUGCAAUUUGAUAAAGAAAAUGAGGCAAAACUGAUGGCUACUGGUUGGGGUACUUCUCAAUAUGGAGGAGAAUUGAGUGUGAAUUUACUCAAAGCACAACUCGAUGUUAUUGACAAUGUGAAUUGUUCGACGAUGUAUAAGAAUUCGAUAAAUUUACCCUGGGGCAUUGUUGACAGUCUUUUGUGCGCUGGUGAUCCGACUGGAAAUUGGGAGAAGGACACUUGCUCCGGUGAUUCGGGAAGUCCGCUUCAAAUUAGAAAUAUUGAUAAUUGUCUUUUUAAAAUUAUUGGCAUUACAAGUACGGGGAAAUUUUGUGGUGUUGAUGCAAUUCCGGGAAUUUAUACUCGUGUCGCUGCUUAUGUCAAUUGGAUCGAGGAAAUUGUUUGGCCUCAUUUUUUUUAAAAUAAAAAAAAUAAAAGGGAGUUCAAAUAUAAUCUUCAUCGUCUGAAUAAUAUUGAACGAUUUUUCAAUUUACGUUGACGAAACUUAUUAAAUAUUUUAAUCAAAUAAAGCUUAUACCUGCUAUCUGUAUUUAACUUUACGAAAAGUAUAAAAAAAAAAAUCAAUGACUAAGAUUUAAUGUAUAUUUAAUAUAUUUAAUAUUUUAACAGCAAUUGAUUAAUACAAAAAACCAUCUUAUAUUUAAGUCCUUAUAUCUAAAACUAAAUUAUUAAAAACUAUUUUUAGUUUCACAGAAUAACAUAUCACAAACUUUAA